AUGGCUUCACACACAAUUACCUUCUACGACAUACCAACCAAGCUUCCUACGAAUCCGGGAAGUCUGAAUACAUGGCGAGCGAGGUACGCCCUAAAUAUGAAAAAGCUCCCCUACCAAACCGUCUAUGUCGAACUCCCCGAUAUCGAACCUCUCGCCAAACAGAUUGGUGCUGCUCCUACUGGCACUAAACACGAUGGAGUCACGCCCUUGUAUACGGUCCCCAUCAUCCAAGACCACACCACAGGCGUCGUCGUAUCAGAAUCUGCCGCUAUCGCGGCGUAUCUAGACAAAACGUACCCGUCUGGACCUACACUUGUCCCUGCCGGCACAAUGCCACUCCAGCUCGCGUUCCGCGACGCGGUAGACGAUGUUUUUGGCGGUUUUCGUGGGUUCAUGAUCGAACGCAUACUGCCAAAUUUGAACGAUAGGACAGUCGUGCAUUGGAAGUCCCGGUUGCGAGAGCAGGGAGUGAACUCUGAUGCGCUGUUUGAUGGGGACAAGGAAAAGCUGUGGGAGAAGGCUCUGGCGGGUCUUGCGAAGUUUGACAAGUGGUUUGAAGGGAAUGAGGGACCGUUUGUUAUGGGAAGCGAGCCGUGUUUUGCAGAUGCUGCUCUUGGCGCAUUUUUGAGGGCUAGUCGGUAUGCUUAUGGGGAGGACAGUAAGCAGUGGAAGGACAUUGCUAGUUGGAACGGAGGGAAGUGGGCGAAGUACCUGGAGAGCCUCGCGCCGUACGAAGCGAUUCUCUGA
Desarmillaria tabescens is the source of this 747-nucleotide messenger RNA. RefSeq lists its product as uncharacterized. The record is from RefSeq and is a predicted model, not a curated record. Gene Ontology annotation, molecular function: maleylacetoacetate isomerase activity; glutathione transferase activity. NCBI's taxonomy places the organism in Eukaryota, Fungi, Basidiomycota, Agaricomycetes, Agaricales, Physalacriaceae. The transcript has 2 exons. Gene Ontology annotation, biological process: L-phenylalanine catabolic process; glutathione metabolic process. Bases 1 to 747 code for a protein of 248 amino acids.